UGCAGGGGAGGGGCCGUGUAGCCAGAGCUGGGCAUACAUUCACCGGGAAGCAUCGUAGCCACGAGCCAGCUUCCACCGGGACAACGAGAUGGUCGCGAUGCAGGCGUCCCCUAAUGUGUGUCCUUCGGAGUGGAUCUGCUGUCUGGACAAGAGGCCGUCGGAGCGCUCAGGAGAGGAUGUGGAUAUUAUUCUGACCAGAUUGAGAGAGGUCAAAGCCUUCCACAAGUUUCCACCUCCCCUCUUGCUGCAGAUUUGCACCUGUGCCUUCUAUGAAUGUCUGGAGAAAGGCAUCACAUUGUUUCGACAGGGAGACAUCGGCACCAGCUGGUACGCUGUUCUGUCUGGCUCUCUUGAUGUCAAAGUGUCUGAAACUGCCAACCACCAGGAUGCAGUCACCAUCUGUACGCUGGGGAUCGGGACAGCCUUUGGGGAGUCCAUCUUGGACAACACGCCGCGUCACGCCACCAUCGUCAGCAGAGAGACCAGUGAACUGCUCCGCAUCGAACAGAGGGAGUUCAAGAGCCUGUGGGAGAAGCAUCGGCAAAGCCUUGCUGGACUGUUGGCCCCCCCUUAUGGAGCCAUGGAGAGUGGAUCCAACAAUGACCGACUCACAGACAAAAACAACAUGAACUCAGAUUCUGUCAGCAAGACUCACAACAAGAUUCCCUCGGAGAAACUACAGAGAGCCGGAAAGGUUCUCCGCAACGCCAUCCUGUCCAGAGCCCCCCACAUGAUCCGAGACAGGAAAUACCACCUCAAGACUUACAGACAGUGCUGUGUGGGCACAGAGCUGGUGGACUGGCUUGUGCUGCAGAGUGCAUGUGUUCUCACUCGCUCACAUGCUGUUGGCAUGUGGCAGGCAUUGCUGGAAGACCAGGUGCUCAAUCAUGUGGACCAGGAGCUGGGUUUCCAGGACAAGUAUCUGUUCUACCGCUUUCUGGAUGACGAGGAGGAGGACACGCCGCUGCCUAGUGAGGAGGAGAAGCGAGAGAGUGAGGAGGAACUGCCGGAGACCAUUCUCUUCCUGGCUCAGAUGGGCCCCGAUGCACUGCUGCGCAUGAUCCUCAGAAAAUCGCCUGGUCAGAGGACGGGGGACGACCUGGAGAUCAUUUAUGACGAGCUGCUUCACAUCAAGGCCUUAGCUCACCUCUCCAACACUGUGAAGAGGGAACUGGCGAGCGUUGUCAUCUUCGAAUCACACGCCAGAGCUGGAACUGUGUUGUUCAACCAAGGAGAAGAGGGCACAUCGUGGUACAUCAUCCAGAAGGGCUCAGUCAACGUGGUGAUCUAUGGCAAGGGGGUGGUGUGUACGCUCCAUGAGGGAGAUGACUUUGGAAAGUUGGCCCUGGUCACAGACUCACCACGUGCCGCCUCCAUCGUGCUAAGAGAGGACAAUUGUCACUUUCUUCGCGUAGACAAGGAGGAUUUCAACAGGAUACUCAGGGACGUGGAGGCCAACACGGUGCGCUUGAAAGAACACGAACAAGCUGUGCUGGUGUUGGAGAAGAGUCCUCGUGCCUCCACUUUGGGUAGCAUCAAGUACACUGUAAUCUCAGGGGCUCCAGAGAAGAUUCUUGAACACUUUCUGGAGACCAUGAGAAUGGACAUACAUCACAGUGAACCAGACCCAGCAGUGGAUGACUUUGUCCUAAUGCACUGUGUCUUCAUGCCCAACAGCCAGCUGUGCCCUCUACUUAUGGCACACUACCACGCCGCCUCCCCGCCCGGCUCUGAACAGGAGCGAUUGGAGCAGGCACUUAACUGCAAGAGGAGGGCUCUGAUUCUGGCCCUGCGCUGGGCCAACACACACACCUUUCUCCUGCAGGAGGAGCCUGCUGCCACUUCCUUCCUUGAGGAGCUGUUAGGCAGCGUGUCUAACGAUUCUCGGAUACUCCGAGCAUUGAAAGACUUUGUUCCCGACCUGGAGAACCUUGUCAAACUACAUUCGGAAGAAGCAAAGUCUGCAAAGAAGAAGACUUUAAUACGGCAAUUCAGCAACGGUGAGGAGAGGCUCCAAAAGAAACAAGCAAUCAGGAAUGAAGAUGACAUCCUGUUGAAGGUGUACUGCAGUGACCACACUUACACCACCAUUCGAGUCACGGUGACAGCGACAGGCAGAGAAGUGAUCAGUGCUGUGGCCGACAAACUGGGCUCCACCGAGGAGCUGGUGCUGGUCCACCUCAGCUCUGCUGGCGAAAAAGUCAUCCUGAAGCCGAAUGAUGUGUCAGUGUUUUCCACCCUGAGCAUCAACGGACGAUUAUUUGCUUGUGCACGCGAACAACUCAGCAGUCUGACUCCUCUUCCAGACCAGGAGGGACCCACUGCAGGUUCUAUGUCCACUUUUGAGUUGAUGAGUUCCAAGGACCUGGCCUAUCAAAUGACAAUGUUUGACUGGGAACUCUUCAGCUGUGUGCACGAGCACGAGCUCCUCUAUCACACCUUUGGCCGCCAUAACUUUAGAAGAACCACGGCCAACCUCGACCUGUUCCUGCGAAGGUUCAACCAGGUCCAGCUUUGGGUGGUCACAGAAGUGUGCCUGUGUGGACAGCUCAGUAAGAGGGUUCAGCUCCUCAAGAAGUUCAUCAAGAUCGCUGCACAUUGUCGUGAGUUCAAGAACCUGAAUUCCUUCUUUGCCAUCAUCAUGGGCAUGAGCAACCCUGCUGUGAGCAGACUGAGUCAGACGUGGGAGAAACUACCGACCAAGUUUAAGAAGUUCUACGCGGAGUUUGAGAGCAUGAUGGACCCAUCUCGGAACCAUAGAUCCUACCGACUUACUGUUACCAAGCUGGAACCACCAAUCAUCCCCUUUAUGCCCCUCCUCCUCAAAGAUAUGACUUUCACACAUGAAGGAAACAAGACAUUCAUUGACAGCAUGGUCAAUUUUGAGAAAAUGCGCAUUAUAGCCAACACCAUUCGACAAGUGAGGCACUGUCGAAGCCAGCCUUUCAAUCCCGACAUCUGCCAACCCAACAAGAACCAGGCAGAGGUCAGAGGUUACGUCAGGAAGCUGUGCGUGAUCGACAACCAGCGGGCGCUGACUCAGCUCUCCUACAGGCUGGAGCCUCGCCGGACUUGAGAUUACACCACCCUCGCCAGCUGAUGGACGCUAAGUAGCAACACACACUGAGAAGGAUGCUAAAGGCCUCUUCCUGUCGCCCUCAGAAUGAGUAGUAGCUGUUUCUGUUCUGGGAACUGUUAGUUCAGAGUGUAGAACUUGAAUCAAUAUCCUGCAUGACUUCAUCUUCUAAACUGUGGAUUUCUAUCAGUCACACAAGAACUAAUCUCUCAUAGACUGGAAGACACACAAUUAUUGACUCAUUAGGAGACGCUUCAAACUUCAUGACCAAGUCUUUUUAGUUGAAACCUGAUUGGACGACUCUGAGUGUCCAAGCGAUGUUGCUUAGAGCUGU
Molecule: messenger RNA, 3410 nt
Organism: Nerophis lumbriciformis (worm pipefish)
Lineage: Eukaryota; Metazoa; Chordata; Actinopteri; Syngnathiformes; Syngnathidae
Product: rap guanine nucleotide exchange factor 4-like
Biological process (GO): Ras protein signal transduction
Cellular component (GO): plasma membrane
Molecular function (GO): guanyl-nucleotide exchange factor activity
Source: RefSeq, a predicted model, not a curated record